AUGCCUUCAAAGGGCAAGAAGAACUCAAAGCCCCAAUCGAGGCUGUCCAACUCUGACAGCUUUGCUUCUUCUGGGUCUCUCGAUUUCGAACCCAAUGAAGUCAAUUUUGCCUCCUGUCUUGAACAAGCUUCCACCAAAUACCCAUCUCUCAUUGCCAAAUCUGCCUUCAUUGCCCAACUCACCGAUGUCGAUGACUCCCCCAAAGGCUGUAAAGUUUGGCUUUCUGAGCCUUCCAUGGUUUCCCAUUCCUUCACUCCUGGCUCCAUUGUUUCGGUAAUGUUAUUGGCUGCUGUAUAUUCGGAGAGUUUUCCUCUCAGCACAUUAGCAGAUGAAUGUGCUAGACGUUUCGGGGUUGGGGCUUGCCAACAGUUGGAUCACGAUGAACCAGGGAACUACUUUGCUCUUGCAACUAUAUUUCCGUCUGCUAAGGUUUUAAAGAAUGGGGUACGGUUGUCAUCAAAUCUUUCAAACACCAUGGGUUGUCUUGCAUCAGGCAGGACCAUAUUUAUCCAUUCCAUACAAAAUACAGUCCGAGCUGGUCUUUUCAGUGGUACAGAAAAACCACGAAGUACCAAAGAUUGCCUCUUAGUGUCCGAUUGUAAAGAGUUAAAUUUGGAGCUAGUCCAUUCCAACCGUAGAUUGACUAUGAACAGUACCUCUACAAACCUAUCUGCUGAAAAAUCAUUAUACCAGCCUGAGAAUGGAGUGCUUGCGUCCCCUAAGACACCAUUGAAUCGAUCGAAACUUAGCUAUUCUAAUAGCAGCCCAUUAGCUUCAGCUCGACGUGAGGAGUCAGCAUCAAGUGUAAUCACUCCGGAUGAGUCAUUUGUUGAACCUUUUGAUGUUGAAGAGGUGUUUGGGGAUGACACGUCAAAAAGACUUCUUCAGACGUGUGCUACUACAUGGUUGUAUUCUCGUUGUUUACUUCGUGGAAAUCUGGUGACUAUUCCUGUACUUUCACAGCAUUGUUUACUUCGAGUCAUUGGUGCUAAGAAGUUAUCAGAUGAUAAAGCUAAUCGUGAUUUGCUUCAUGAGUCCUCUGAGUUAGUGGACGAAGUAAAUGAUGCUUUUCUAGUGAAGCGGGAGACAAAAGUGUGCUUUCAUUUGCCAUCAAACCUGGAAUCUAAAAGAAGAGAUCUUUCUACAGUGCAAUACAAGGAUGCUAUAGCUAAUACAGGAGAUGAAUUAUCAGGAUUGGGUGGUCUGUCAAAAGAAUAUGCAGUUUUGAAGGACAUCAUAAUAUCAUCAUCUAUGGACACCUUGUCACGUCUUGGUUUACGACCUACAAAGGGAGUGCUUCUUCAUGGUCCACCUGGUACGGGAAAGACUUCUUUGGCUCGAUUAUGUGCCCGUGAUGCUGGUGUCAACUUUUUCUCUGUCAAUGGACCUGAAGUUGUGAGUCAGUACUAUGGAAAAAGUGAGCAAGCUCUACGUGAAGUUUUUGACUCAGCUAGCCAAGCUGCACCUUCUGUGGUAUUCAUUGAUGAGUUGGAUGCAAUUGCACCUGCAAGGAAAGAGGGAGGUGAAGAGCUAUCCCUGAGAAUGGUUGCUACACUGCUGAAUUUGAUGGAUGGGAUUACUACAACUGAAAGAGUACUUGUAAUUGCUGCUACCAACAAGCCUGAUAGUAUUGAACCUGCACUCAGACGACCUGGAAGACUUGACAGGGAAAUUGAACUAGGGGUGCCAUCUCCCAAGCAACGGCUUGAGAUUCUACAUGUUCUUGUCGGUGAAAUGGAGCACUUUCUUUCAGAUGUGCAAGUCCAACAACUUGCUAAUGCUACACAUGGUUUUGUAGGCUCUGAUCUAGCUGCCCUUUGCAACGAGGCAGCUUUCAGUUCUCUUAGGCGUUAUGUCAGUUGUAGAUACCCACAUGAUUAUUUGCACAGAGCAUCCAGUACUUAUGAAGAUUGUUCUAACAGUCUAAUGACUUCUGAUUGCUUAGAAGCUUCAACAGACAUGUCAAAGGAUUACUCAGAUACCACAUCUUCAUCUAUCACACACUUAGCGUUUACUUUAGAGAAUUGUUUGUCUCUGCAUUCUAAAGGAACAAAUCAAGAUGAUGAUGAAGAAGAAUUAAAAGUGGCCUUUGAAGAUUUUGAAAGUGCCAGGAUGAAAGUGAGACCUAGUGCUAUGCGAGAGGUAAUCGUUGAAGUCCCAAAGGUUAAUUGGGAAGAUGUUGGUGGUCAAACGGAGGUGAAGAAUCAAUUGAUAGAAGCUGUAAUGUGGCCCCAAAUGCACCAAGACGAAUUCAAGCGUAUAGGGAUUUCUCCCCCCACAGGGGUCCUUAUGUUUGGUCCUCCUGGUUGCAGCAAAACCCUCAUGGCUCGGGCAGUAGCUUCUGAGGCACACCUCAAUUUCCUUUCUGUGAAGGGUCCAGAACUUUAUAGCAAAUGGGUUGGCGAAUCUGAGAAGGCUGUGAGAUCAGUGUUCGCAAAGGCAAGGGCUAAUGCCCCAGCAAUCAUAUUCUUUGAUGAAAUUGACGGUCUUGCUGCCAUUCGUGGGAAGGAAAAUGAUGGAGUUUCUGUUUCAGAUAGGGUCAUAAGUCAACUUCUUGUCGAAAUGGAUGGUUUGCAAGAAAGAGUUGAUGUCACUGUUAUUGCGGCUACAAAUAGGCCCGACAAGAUUGAUAGUGCGCUUCUAAGACCAGGACGCUUUGAUCGGUUGCUAUAUGUGGGACCCCCGGAUGAGACUGAUCGAGAAGAGAUAUUUCGUAUCCAUUUGAACAAUAUGAAAUGCAGCUAUAUCAACAGACGUGAUCUUGCUCGUCAGACAGGAGGCUACACAGGUGCUGAUAUAAGAUUAAUCUGUCGGGAAGCAGGUCUUGCAGCUAUUGAGGAGAGCCUUGAUGCCCUAGAAAUUAAAAUACAACAUUUAGAGACUGCGAUUAGACAAGUCAAGCCAACAAAAACUCAGUUUUAUCAAGAGCUAUCUGGAAAAUUUCAAAGACUCGUUAUUUCUAAUAUAAACCAAGGAAAUUCUUUUUAG
Messenger RNA from Fragaria vesca subsp. vesca, 2988 nucleotides. RefSeq names its product calmodulin-interacting protein 111-like. Gene Ontology annotation, molecular function: ATP hydrolysis activity; ATP binding. The record is from RefSeq and is a predicted model, not a curated record. NCBI's taxonomy places the organism in Eukaryota, Viridiplantae, Streptophyta, Magnoliopsida, Rosales, Rosaceae. The coding region runs from base 1 to 2988 and encodes 995 amino acids. The transcript is spliced from 10 exons. Gene Ontology annotation, cellular component: chloroplast; cytoplasm.